AUGCUCUGGAAUGAUGGAAAUGAGGGAAUGUCCACAAUACCUGGAUUUAGUCAGAUCCAAUUUGAGGGAUUUUGUAGGUUUAUUAAUGAGGGCUUGACGGAAGAAUUUCAUAAGUUUCCGAAAAUUGAAGACACAGAUCAAGAAAUUGAAUUUAAAUUAUUUGUAGAAAGAUAUCAAUUGGUGGAACCCUUGAUAAACGAAAGAAAUGCUGUGUAUGAAUCACUCACAUAUUCUUCUGAAUUAUAUGUACCCGCGGGAUUAAUUUGGAAAACCGGUAGAGAUAUGCAAGAAGAAACCAUUUUUAUUGGAAACAUUCCAAUAAUGAAUUCUUUGGGAACCUUUAUAGUAAAUGGAAUAUACAGAAUUGUGAUCAAUCAAAUAUUGCAAAGUCCUGGUAUUUACUACCGUUCAGAAUUGGACCAUAACGGAAUUUCUGUCUAUACCAGCACCAUAAUAUCAGAUUGGGGAGGGAGAUCAGAAUUAGAGAUUGAUAGAAAAUCAAGGAUAUGGGCCCGUGUGAGUAGGAAACAAAAAAUAUCUAUUCUAGUUCUAUCGUCGGCUAUGGGUUCGAAUCUAAGAGAAAUUCUGGAUAAUGUUUGUUACCCUGAAAUUUUCUUGUCUUUCCUUAAUCUGAAUGAUAAGGAGAAAAAAAAGAUUGGGUCAAAAGAAAGUGCUAUUUUGGAAUUUUAUCAACAAUUUGCUUGUGUAGGCGGGGAUCCGAUAUUUUCUGAGUCCUUAUGUAAGGAAUUACAAAAGAAAUUUUUUCAACAAAGAUGUGAAUUAGGAAGGAUUGGUCGACGAAAUAUGAACCGUAGACUGAAUCUUGAUAUACCUCAGAACAAUACAUUUUUGUUACCACGAGAUGUAUUGGCUGCUGUGGAUCAUUUGAUCGGAAUGAAAUUUGGAAUGGGUACACUUGAUGAUAUGAAUCACUUGAAAAAUAAACGUAUUCGUUCUAUAGCGGACUUGUUACAGGAUCAAUUUGGACUGGCUCUUGUUCGUUUAGAAAAUGCAGUUCGAGGAACUAUAUCUGGAGCAAUUCGUCAUAAAUUGAUACCGACUCCUCAAAAUUUGGUAACUUCAACUUCAUUAACAACCACUUAUGAAUCGUUUUUUGGCCUACAUCCUUUAUCUCAAGUUUUGGAUCGAACUAAUCCAUUGACACAAAUUGUUCAUGGGCGAAAAUUGAGUUAUUUGGGUCCUGGAGGAUUGACGGGUAAAACUGCUAGUUUUCGGAUACGAGAUAUUCAUCCUAGCCACUACGGACGUAUUUGUCCAAUUGAUACGUCCGAAGGAAUCAAUGUUGGACUUAUUGGAUCCUUAGCCAUUCAUGUGAGGAUUGGCCAUUGGGGAUCCAUAAAGAGUCCGUUUUAUGAAAUAUCUGAAAGAUCAAAAAAGGAGGCACAGAUAGUUUAUUUAUCACCAAAUAGAGAUGAAUAUUAUAGGGUAGCAGCUGGAAAUUCUUUGGCCUUGAAUCAGAGUAUUCAGGAAGAACAGGUUGUUCCAGCUCGAUACCGUCAAGAGUUCCUGACUAUUGCAUGGGAACAGAUUCAUCUUAGAAGUAUUUUUCCCUUCCAAUAUUUUUCUAUUGGAGCUUCUCUCAUUCCUUUUAUCGAGCAUAAUGAUGCGAAUCGGGCUUUAAUGAGUUCUAAUAUGCAGCGCCAAGCAGUUCCGCUUUCUCAGUCCGAGAGGUGCAUUGUUGGAACUGGACUGGAACGUCAAACGGCUCUAGAUUCGGGGGUUUCCGCUAUAGCCGAACACGAGGGAAAGAUCAUUUAUACUGAUCCUCACAAGAUUAUUUUUGCAAGUAAUGGAGACACUACUAUAAGUAUUCCAUUAGUUAUCUGUCAACGUUCCAACAAAAAUACUUGUAUGCAUCAAAAACCUCAGGUUUCGCGAGGUAAAUGCAUUAAAAAGGGACAAAUUUUAGCGGACGGUGCGGCUACAGUUGGUGGAGAACUCACUUUAGGAAAAAACGUAUUAGUAGCUUAUAUGCCAUGGGAAGGUUACAAUUUUGAAGACGCAGUACUAAUUAGUGAACGUUUGGUAUAUGAAGAUAUUUAUACUUCUUUUCACAUCCGGAAAUAUGAAAUUCAGACUCAUAUGACAAGCCAAGGACCUGAAAGAAUCACUAGGGAAAUACCACAUCUAGAGGCUCAUUUACUCCGCAAUUUAGACAGAAAUGGAGUUGUGAUGCUGGGAUCUUGGGUAGAAACAGGUGAUAUUUUAGUAGGAAAAUUAAGGCCUCAGACGGCAAACGAAUCCUCAUAUGCUCCAGAGGAUAGAUUAUUAAGAGCCAUUCUUGGAAUUCAGGUAUCCACUGCAAAAGAAACUUCUCUAAAACUACCUAUAGGCGGAAGAGGGCGCGUUAUUGACGUGAGAUGGAUCCGGAAAAAGGGGGGUUCCAGUUAUAAUUUAGAAAUGAUUCGUGUAUAUAUUUCACAGAAACGUGAAAUCAAAGUAGGUGAUAAAGUAGCUGGAAGACAUGGGAAUAAAGGUAUCAUUUCCAAAAUUUUGCCUAGACAAGAUAUGCCUUAUUUGCAAGAUGGAACACCUGUUGAUAUGGUCUUCAACCCAUUAGGAGUACCAUCACGAAUGAAUGUGGGACAGAUAUUUGAAUGUUCGCUCGGGUUAGCGGGAGAUCUGUUAAAAAGACAUUAUAGAAUAGCAUCUUUUGAUGAGAGAUAUGAGCAAGAGGCUUCGAGAAAGCUAGUGUUUUCUGAAUUAUAUGAAGCCAGUAAGCAAACAAAAAAUCCAUGGGUAUUUGAACCGGAAUAUCCGGGAAAAAGCAGAAUAUUUGAUGGAAGAACAGGAAAUCCUUUCGAACAACCUGUCUUAAUAGGAAAGUCCUAUAUUUUAAAAUUAAUUCAUCAAGUUGAUGAUAAAAUCCAUGGACGUUCUAGUGGACAUUACGCACUUGUUACACAACAACCCCUUAGAGGAAGGGCAAAGCAAGGGGGACAACGAGUAGGAGAAAUGGAAGUUUGGGCUUUAGAGGGAUUUGGUGUUGCUCAUAUUUUACAAGAGAUGCUUACUUAUAAAUCUGAUCAUAUUAGAGCUCGUCAAGAAGUACUUGGUGCUACGAUCAUUGGAGGAAGAGUAUCUAACCCAGAAGAUGCUCCAGAAUCUUUUCGAUUGCUCGUUCGAGAACUACGAUCUUUAGCUAUAGAACUGAAUCAUUUCCUUGUAUCUGAGAAGAACUUCCAGAUUAAUAGGAAGGAAGCUUGA
This is a messenger RNA of Zingiber officinale, 3228 nucleotides long. The record is from the annotation of a RefSeq genome assembly. NCBI's taxonomy places the organism in Eukaryota, Viridiplantae, Streptophyta, Magnoliopsida, Zingiberales, Zingiberaceae.